AUGACCCAACUAUUCACCUCGCAUACGUCUCCCGUAGCGUCGGAGAAGCGGAAUUUCCAUGGCCUUUCCCUGUCGUCUAAGAAACACAGCAGCAACAACAACAACCCCGGGAACAAUAAUAAUCAAAGCAGCAACAAUGAUUCGUCCAACAACCAUUUCCCCUCGAAGAUCAAAAACUUUUUCCGUCUGAAUACCGGUGCCGGUAAUAACGGCGCAGAGCGAGAUGCCAAGGACACCGGCUCUGGGAACAACCAGGCCAAGACAGAGUCAAAGUCCAGGCAGUCUCGAUUUCUGCCGAACAUUGGCCGCAAUCGCUCGACCACCGUGGCCAGCGAAGGGAAUGCCUUGGACGAUGGUCUCUCUCCAACCGCCCAUGCCAACCCUUAUUUUGCCCACCAGGGUCAUCCCGCCCUUCGCCAUCGUAAUGAGGGUUCUCUUCCCUCGACGCCACCGGACCCGCCCGAGUUACAAGUUCAAGGCAUCUCACCCGCAGACCAAGCAAUCACUGCCGGAAAGGAAGAACUGGCGCGAAAGCUUCGCCGGGUGGCCUCGGCUCCGAACACACAAGGUCUUUUCGCUAACGACCAGUCCGGAGAACGUCCAAAGACAGCAGAAUUAGGCAAGGAGCCUUUGGCGGCCCUAACUGGAGAUCAGGUGCAAACUACUGCCGUUGAGUCUUCUUCGGAGGAACGGGGACGGUCUCUGCCCGUGCCCACUGCUGGGCCAGAUGGAAAAAUCCCGUCGCCCGGUCAAAUCCGGGCUUCCUCGACAGCCGCUUUCCGACGAACAUAUAGCUCGAACUCGAUCAAGGUGCGCAAUGUCGAGGUUGGACCCGGAAGUUUUGAUAAAAUCAAAUUGAUCGGCAAGGGCGAUGUCGGCAAGGUGUAUCUGGUGCGGGAGAAGAAGUCUAAUCGGUUGUAUGCCAUGAAAGUGCUGAGCAAGAAGGAGAUGAUCAAACGCAACAAGAUCAAGCGCGCUCUUGCAGAACAGGAGAUUUUGGCUACCAGCAAUCAUCCUUUCAUUGUAACGCUCUAUCACUCGUUCCAGUCGGAAGACUAUCUCUACCUUUGCAUGGAAUAUUGCAGUGGCGGCGAGUUCUUCCGAGCCUUGCAAACUCGGCCUGGAAAAUGCAUUCCGGAAGAUGACGCCCGGUUCUAUGCCGCCGAAGUGACAGCAGCCUUGGAAUAUCUACAUCUUAUGGGUUUCAUCUAUCGCGACCUUAAGCCUGAAAACAUUCUUCUACACCAAUCGGGGCAUAUUAUGUUAUCGGAUUUCGACUUAUCCAAACAGUCUGGUCCCGGCGGAGCUCCUACUAUGAUCCUGGGACGCAAUGGAAAUGGGCCAUCCUCGUUCCCUACCAUUGACACCAAAUCAUGCAUUGCUGACUUCCGAACGAAUUCGUUCGUCGGCACCGAAGAAUAUAUCGCGCCAGAAGUGAUUCAAGGAUGUGGUCACACCAGUGCCGUCGACUGGUGGACUUUGGGAAUCUUGAUUUACGAGAUGUUGUACGGGACAACUCCCUUCAAAGGGAAGAACAGGACUGCGACUUUUUCCAACAUUCUGCGGAAUGAUAUCCCCUUUCCCGAACACGGUGGUGCGCAGCAAACUUCCAACUUAUGUAAAUCACUCAUCCGAAAACUACUGAUCAAGGAUGAGACCAAGCGGCUUGGAGCCAGAGCUGGCGCUUCUGAUGUCAAAACGCAUCCAUUUUUCCGAAACACAUCCUGGGCCCUCAUUCGUCACAUGAAGCCGCCAAUGAUCCCUCACCAAGGACGCGCUACUGACACGCUCAACUUCCGCAACGUCAAGGAAAGCGCUAGUGUCGACAUUGGCGGACCUACUGGUAGCAAAAUAAAGGGCGUUCCGUUGGAUUCUGGCCUCGCCACUCCCAGUGGAGAAAUUGCCGAUCCUUUUGAAGAGUUCAACAGUGUCACUCUGCAUCACGAGGGGGAUGAAUAA
Molecule: messenger RNA, 1959 nt
Organism: Talaromyces rugulosus
Lineage: Eukaryota; Fungi; Ascomycota; Eurotiomycetes; Eurotiales; Trichocomaceae
Exons: 4
Coding region: 1-1959 (652 amino acids)
Biological process (GO): protein phosphorylation
Cellular component (GO): nucleus; cytoplasm; plasma membrane
Molecular function (GO): protein serine/threonine kinase activity; ATP binding
Source: RefSeq, a predicted model, not a curated record